This is a messenger RNA of Syngnathoides biaculeatus (alligator pipefish), 1158 nucleotides long. RefSeq names its product homeobox protein Dlx4a-like. Gene Ontology annotation, biological process: negative regulation of transcription by RNA polymerase II; cell differentiation; embryo development. The record is from RefSeq and is a predicted model, not a curated record. Gene Ontology annotation, molecular function: RNA polymerase II cis-regulatory region sequence-specific DNA binding; DNA-binding transcription factor activity, RNA polymerase II-specific. The transcript is spliced from 3 exons. The coding region runs from base 1 to 738 and encodes 245 amino acids. NCBI's taxonomy places the organism in Eukaryota, Metazoa, Chordata, Actinopteri, Syngnathiformes, Syngnathidae.
AUGAUGACGAUGAGCUCGAUGGCAGACACUUUAGUGCCCCCCGAUCCUUCCAAAUCGGCCUUUUUGGAGUUCAGCGGGCACAGCUACCCCGGACACCAGCAGCCCUCCCCGGGAUUACCGCACACGCAUUACCAGCUCCACGACGGCCGGUUCCAGUCCUCGGCGCCGUCCUACGGCCGUCCACUCGGGUACCCGGCCUACCAUAGCCCGGUGAGCGCGCACCAACCCGGGUCAUACUUGCCCUACCCGCACGGAGGCCACGGCGGCCCGCUGGGGCAAAGCAGACUGGAGGAGAAAGAACACGAGAAGCCCACCACGAUAUUAGAAAACGGAGAGCUACGCCUCAACGGGAACGGGAAGAAGAUCCGAAAGCCUCGGACCAUUUACUCUAGUCUGCAGCUCCAGGCCCUCAACCAGCGCUUCCAGCAAACCCAGUACCUGGCUCUGCCUGAGCGGGCUGACUUGGCCGCUAAAUUGGGCUUGACGCAGACACAGGUUAAAAUAUGGUUUCAAAACAAACGAUCAAAGUACAAGAAAAUCAUGAAGACCGGGCCAUGCGGAUCAGACGGAGAGGCCAGGCCCACCCCACUGCAGUCUUCAACACCUCCAUGCUCAGUAUGGGACAUGAGCAUGGCUCCUAAAGGCACACCAGUGCACUCUGGUGGAUACAUGAACAAUUUUGCCCACUGGUACCCAGGACACCCGCAGGAUGUCAUGCCCAGGACUCAGCUGAUGUGACACACCCCGGUAUCGGAGGGUUCUCUUUCCGUGAAAAGAAAUGCCCCGUACCCGAGACGAGACAGUGUCGUCAGUGCAAGACACUGGAGCAAAAAUGAAGUGAGAGGCAGCUAAAAAACCAACGAAAAAAAAAAUGUAAAUGGAAAAAGGGCUUUAAAAAGUGAGGCAGUUCUGGCUCCUUUUCCUCGCAGCUAUAAAUACUCAGAAGUAAAGUGCAGACAGGUACUGCACCUGAUUUCUUUGGUGAAUGGUUUUGCUUUGAGUUGACUUGAUUUCUUAGUGCCGGAGUUAAAAGAGUGAACUAUGAUGUGCCUAUUCAGUCAUUAUGUGGCAUUAUAAACCCACUCAAUGUUAUGGUUUUUUAAUUGUAGUUUUCUUUGUUAAUCUUUUAACUAGAUUGCAAAAACCAUCUCUGACAAA